AUGUUGUCAUUGUUUCCGUUUAAAUUGUCCCAUUCCUCUUCUUCCUCGUCCAAAAACCAGCAAGGGAGCAGUGAAGUAAAGGAUGAAUUCGCCUUCAAGUUUAGAGAGACAGAAAAUGAGUUCUUAGAUAUUGCGCUGAUGGGGAAAAGUAAGAAUAAGAGCCUGGCCAAGAAGACGGAAUUGAGGGAUCAGCAUUCCUGUAACUUGACCGAGUUACCAAGAGAAUUGCAAGAGGAAGUAGACCUUUCAGUUAGUGAGAUGAUUGAGUUUCAAAACCAUGCCUCUGGUAGGACUUUCGUGGAUGACAAAAAAAGAUUGGAAUUGCAACAAAAAUUGGAUAACGUCAGGGCAGGCUAUUAUAGUAGAAACUUGGAGCAUGUACCAUUACAUCAGUUCAUUCCAGAUGAUUACGCUUUAGACUCGUUUGAAGAGGAAAAAUUUGACCCAAAACUGUUUCGUAAAAUCAAGGUCGAUAAAAGAAGAUCCAAAAAUAUCCUGUUCUCUAAGGCAAACAGAGCUUAG
Kluyveromyces lactis is the source of this 522-nucleotide messenger RNA. RefSeq lists its product as uncharacterized. The transcript has a single exon. Lineage: Eukaryota; Fungi; Ascomycota; Saccharomycetes; Saccharomycetales; Saccharomycetaceae. The record is from RefSeq and is a predicted model, not a curated record. The coding region runs from base 1 to 522 and encodes 173 amino acids.